Molecule: messenger RNA, 1420 nt
Organism: Paramecium sonneborni
Lineage: Eukaryota; Ciliophora; Oligohymenophorea; Peniculida; Parameciidae
Source: the annotation of a GenBank genome assembly
AUGAUGAAUAAAACCACGCAAUUCAAAUCACUAUUUUAGAGUCCCUCAACUUCCUUUUGGGAUGACUGUAAAGUGGAACACUUUAGUAAUGUGAGUUUGGAAGGAAUCUUUUAAGCUAAAAUGGGAGAGUAAAUAAGCAAUGUAUAUGUAAAGGUGAAAUACUCAUACCUAAUAAUAAUUUAGGAAGAUGUACAAAUUUAUUUAUGAAACAGAAAUAAUUUAUAGCAAAUAUUGAAAAUGCUAUAAUUUACAUGAUUAAAGAUGGUUGUAAUGAUGUGGGAGUAAAAAUACUAAAGGGAAUAGUGUGGUUGGAACUUUAUGGAGAAAUUAAAGAAUUAUUUAAUGUGUUAAAGAAGUAAUGCAUUUAAAUAGACUUUGUAUUAAAAUAUAAGGUAAAGAAAUUGAUGGCAAAAGGUACAUUUGCAAAUGUAAGUACUGAUUUAAUAAAUUUUAGGUGUUUUUGGCAGAAAAUAUAAAGACAAAUGAAUCUUUUGCAAUUAAGUGUUUUGAUAAGAAUCAAAUAUUGUAGAGUUCUAAAAAUUUAUAAUCUCUUUAAAAGGAAUUAAAGAUACUAAGAUUAAUGAAACACAAAUAAGUAAUGACUUUAAUUGAGACAUUCGAGACAGUAAGUUAUGUAUUCGUAGUACAGGAACACUUGAAAGGAGGAGAUUUGCAUGAUUAUAUAUCAAAAGUAGGAUAAUUAUCAGAGAGAAAGGUUCAUUCUGUGAUAACUCAAUUAGUAAAUGGACUAUGUUUUAUUCAUUCUUAAGGAGUGAUACACAGAGAUAUUAAACCAGAGAAUAUAAUUUUAAGGAAUUAAGAUAAUGUAGAAGAUUUAGUUAUUUGUGAUUUUGGAUUAGCAGAUUUUUAUAAUUUCGAUGGCAAUUAUUUAUAUAAACAUUGUGGUACUCCAGGAUAUGCAGCUCCAGAAAUUUUAAUUGGUCUACCUUAUGAUUAUAAAGUGGAUAUAUACAGUUUAGGAGUAGUUUUUUAUACUCUUAUAACAGGAAGAAGACCAUUUUAAGGAAAGAAUACUGAUUAAAUCUUUUAAUUAAAUGAAAAAGGAGAGAUUAACUUUCAGAAUCUCCAUCUUAAAGCUGAAGGAUUAAAUCUAUUAAAAAAAAUGCUAGAAUUAAGACCAGAACAUCGCUAUUCGUUAGCAAUGAUCAAAUAACAUAUCUGGUUAAAAAGAAUAAAUCUUAAAACACAUUUAAGUUUACAAAAUAUCCAUUUACCAGAAACUCUUAAACCAGGAGGUAGCAUUACUCCAAGAAUAAUUAUGACUAAAACUUAUAAUGUAAAGUAGGUUCUCAAAACUGAGCAUAAUUAAAGCACAGAAAGAAAACAUUACUAGUAAUUUGGAGGUAGAUAUAAUAUUUCUAUUGGAAAUUUCACAAAUUUAUAAAAAAUCAUAUCUUGA